Tachyglossus aculeatus (Australian echidna) is the source of this 1488-nucleotide messenger RNA. RefSeq names its product F-box protein 8 (gene FBXO8). The record is from RefSeq and is a predicted model, not a curated record. The transcript has 6 exons. Gene Ontology annotation, biological process: regulation of ARF protein signal transduction. Gene Ontology annotation, molecular function: guanyl-nucleotide exchange factor activity; protein binding. Lineage: Eukaryota; Metazoa; Chordata; Mammalia; Monotremata; Tachyglossidae. Bases 94 to 1038 code for a protein of 314 amino acids.
CGCGGGCCGCCGUCCCGCUGGCUGAGGCCCCCCGCCACGAGGCCGAAGUCGUCGCGGCGGCGGUGGGCGAUCGCGGGCGGCUGAGACUUGCAGAUGGGUCAGGGGCUGUGGAGGGUGGCCAGAAACCAGCAGCUGCAGCAGGAAGAUUUCAGCGAACAAGGCUACCUCCCCAGAGAAGCGGGCCGGAGGAUGGCCCCCGGCCACCAUCGUAAGCAGGCCCCCGCGGGCAUCGACCUCCACCACCUCCUGAAGACGAGGAAGGCGAAAGAACAGGAGGGCUUCAUCAACCUGGAAAUGCUGCCUCCCGAGCUGAGCUUCACCAUCCUGUCGUACCUGAACGCAACUGACCUCUGCCUGGCCUCGUGCGUCUGGCAGGACCUGGCUAACGACGAGCUCCUCUGGCAAGGGUUGUGCAAAUCCACUUGGGGUCACUGUUCCAUAUACAAUAAGAACCCACCUCUAGGAUUUUCUUUCAGAAGAUUGUAUAUGCAGCUGGAUGAAGGCAGUCUCACCUUUAAUGCCAACCCAGAUGAGGGAGUGAACUACUUUAUGUCUAAGGGCAUCAUAGAUGAUUCACCAAAAGAAAUAGCCAAAUUCAUCUUCUGCACAAGAACACUAAAUUGGAAGAAGCUGAGGAUCUAUCUCGAUGAAAGGAGAGAUGUUUUGGAUGACCUUGUGACCUUGCACAACUUUAGGAACCAGUUCUUGCCAAAUGCACUGAGAGAGUUUUUCCGACACAUCCAUGCCCCCGAAGAGCGCGGCGAGUAUCUUGAGACUCUAAUAACAAAGUUCUCACACAGAUUCUGUGCUUGUAACCCUGAUUUGAUGAGAGAACUUGGCCUUAGUCCUGAUGCCGUCUACGUACUGUGCUACUCUUUGAUUCUGCUUUCCAUCGACCUCACUAGUCCUCACGUGAAGAAUAAAAUGUCCAAAAGAGAAUUUAUCCGAAAUACGCGACGGGCUGCUCAGAAUAUUAGUGAAGAUUUUGUAGGUCACCUUUAUGACAACAUCUACCUUAUUGGCCACGUGGCUGCAUAAAAGCACAAUUCUUAAGACUCUGACUUUCCCGGUGAAAACAACCGAAUUUUCCGAGGAAUGACUUCAUCGGUACUGGGGUUCCAUUAAGCGCUGGUCAUUCUAAGCCCCGUCUACAAUCGAGUAUAAGUAUACAGCCCUUCUCCAGUGAUUAUCCCAUGGGACCCUAAGGAUUUUUGCAGAAUUUUUUCCCUAAUUUUGCUGAUCAUGUUUUGCACAAAGCAGAGCCAUUAGCCUGACCCAAGCGUUUAAGAAUGUUAAACUGACAUUACACUCUAAAGCUGACAGGGUGGUGGAUUUGUGCAUUAGAUUGCUUGAAGACCUUAACCAAUACCAGUCUUUUUUUAAAAAAAAUACAUGUAAUGUGUACAUAUUUAACUAAAGAGAUUUAUAAUCAUAAUUAUUUUAUUGUAAAAUAUUUUAACUAAAGGUUUUCCUUUUUCUCUCUAAAAA